Messenger RNA from Marmota monax (woodchuck), 2729 nucleotides. RefSeq names its product ZFP69 zinc finger protein (gene Zfp69). Gene Ontology annotation, molecular function: DNA-binding transcription factor activity; RNA polymerase II cis-regulatory region sequence-specific DNA binding. The transcript has 7 exons. Gene Ontology annotation, biological process: regulation of transcription by RNA polymerase II. The coding region runs from base 946 to 2511 and encodes 521 amino acids. The record is from RefSeq and is a predicted model, not a curated record. Lineage: Eukaryota; Metazoa; Chordata; Mammalia; Rodentia; Sciuridae.
GCGGGCCGGCUGGGGCAGGGCAGCAGGCUGCGGGCAUCGCUGGCCACCUGGAGGGCGCGUCCCGGGGCGCCCGCGCUGCAAGACGGGGCGCUCGGCCUCAGAGGCCGGGUGCACUUGGCUGUGGCCGCUGUCUCGGGCACUAAAGCCACAGUCGGCGCCGGUUCAGGGCGCCCUCCCAUUCCAGCCCCAAAGCCGCCAGGGGUGCGGCUGGCAAAGCCACCCAUCCUAGAGGGCCCUGGAUGGAAAUUUGGAAGAAAGCCUGGUCCAGUCCGGAGGCCGAGGGCCCUCCGGGCUUCGGAAGGACGUCUAGGCGAACGCUGGACGUUGUGGACGGUCCGUAAAAGGGUGGGAAAGAACAGAAUCUAUUACCACCCAGUCCUUCUCUAGAGACCUCUGCAGCAGAAAGGCUCUGGAGUGAGCGUCCCCACGUCCCAACCCUGGCCCUCCCGGCGUCCAAGGCCCACCUGGGCUGAGGAUCGAACCCAGUGCCUCACACAUGCAAGGCCAAGUGCGCUACCGCUGAGCCCCAACCCGGGCCCUCUUUAUUUUUAUGUGAGGCUGAGGAUCAACCCAGUGCCUCACACAUGCAAGGCAAGCGCUCUACCAUUGAGCUACAACCCUAGCCUGGGCCACCCCCUUUUCCACCCAGCUGUUUUGAGGACUCCAGAUACACUGGACCUGGUCAUGGUGGAGAAUGAUUACAAAGCCAUGUACUCAAACCAACUCACCUGACUGCCUCCCAAAAAAUGGUGUCCAGUUUUCAGAGUUGUUAAAGUCACUCCAACCUCUAGGGUCCUCCAGGUCCUAGUCCUGCAGGGACAUGCCAAAGCCCCGAGGGCAGAAGAUUGCAGUCUGAGAAAGACCACGCAAUUGCCAAGCCUCUCAUUGGAGAUUCUGGCAAUUUCCUCACCAGAAGUGGACAACGCCAGUUGGUCGUGCAUCAUCAUGCCUCAGCAGCUCCUGAUCACCCUGCCCAAGGCCAGUACCUGGGUGAAGUUACACCAUCCAAGGAAGGCCAAGGGGGAGGCGCCCUCAUGGGAGGAUGUGACUAAAAUGUUUGAAGAAGAAGCUCUGCUGUCUCAGGAUGCUGCUGAGACCCAGGAAGAAAGUUUAGAGGAUGAAUUGACCCCUGACCUCCUGACAGCAGAACCCCAGGAACUGUUGACCUUCAAGGACAUAUUUGUGGACUUUACCCAGGAGGAGUGGGGGCAUUUGGCCCCUACUCACCGGAAUUUGUACCGGGAUGUGAUGCUGGAGAACUACAGGAAUCUGGUGUCAGUGGGAUAUCAGUUUUCCAAGCCUAGUGUGAUUUCCCAGUUGGAGAAAGGAGAAGAGCCAUGGAUGAUACAGAAAGAAGGCCCCAGAAAUGAUGUUUCAGACUCAAAGAGUAAAACAGAAACCAAUGAGUCAACUGCAAAUAAUGACAUUUCCCAGGAACAUUUGUAUCAUGACAUUAUGAUGGAAAGGUUCAUAAGGGAUGAUAUCAUUUAUUCCACAUUGAAAAAAGUUUCCAGAUAUGAUGAUGUGUUAGAAAAGCACAAGGAAACCUGUGGAAGAAAUGUGAGACAAGCCAUUUUGACCCACAAGAAGAGAGUCCAAGAUGUUCACAAAUACGGGGAAACUAUUGUGAGUUCAAAUAUUUUGGAACAGAAGCAUCAUAAAUGUGACACACCUAGAAAGAGGAAAAAAUACAAAUUAGAUUUGAUUAAUCAUCCAAUAAGUUGCAUAAGAGCAAAAAUCUAUGAAUGUAAUAUAUGUGAAAAAAUGUUCAAACAACCCAAUCAUCUUACUGAACACAUGAGAAUUCAUACUGGCGAGAAGCCUUUCAGAUGUAAGGAAUGUGGAAGGGCCUUUAGUCAAAGUGCAUCUCUUAAUACACACCAGAGGAUCCAUACUGGUGAGAAACCCUUCGAAUGUGAGGAGUGUGGCAAAGCCUUCAGACAUCGCUCAUCUCUUAAUCAGCAUCAUAGAACUCACACUGGGGAGAAGCCUUAUGUAUGUGACAAAUGUCAGAAAGCUUUCAGCCAGAACAUUAGCUUGACCCAACAUCUAAAGACUCAUUCUGGAGAGAAACCUUUUACUUGCAACGAAUGUGGGAAAACCUUUCGACAGGUUAGACACCUUAGUGAACACGUAAGAAUUCAUACUGGGGAGAAGCCCUAUGCAUGUACUGCAUGUUGUAAGACCUUUAGUCAUAGAGCAUAUCUAACACAUCACCAGAGAAUACAUACUGGUGAAAGACCCUACAAAUGUAAGGAAUGUGGAAAAGCAUUUAGACAGAGGAUACAUCUUAACAACCAUAAAACUGUCCAUACGGGAGUGAAAGCAUAUGAAUGCAACCGCUGUGGGAAAGCCUACAGGCAUGAUUCAUCCUUUAAGAAACAUCAGAGACAUCACACUGGAGAAAAACCUUACGAAUGUAAUGAAUGUGGAAAAUCCUUCAGCUAUAAUUCAUCACUUAGUCGACACCAUGAAAUACACAGGCGGAAUGCCUUCCAAAGUAAUGUGUAAAAAAAUAUUUAUUUGAUGAGAACAAAAGCCACAUCUGAAUCAGUGAUUCUUAGCUUUAAAAUUUCAGGACUCAAAUAAAUUUGAGAAGUUGAUUUAAUGAUGGUAACUUUAAAUUUUGCCUGUUGUGUAAAUAAACAUUACAUUAAUACCUACUGACACUUCUAUACAAAAUACUUAAAAUAUGGUUCUUCAAAUUAAAUAAAUUAAGUAUCAUGAAA